Messenger RNA from Moneuplotes crassus, 1220 nucleotides. The record is from the annotation of a GenBank genome assembly. NCBI's taxonomy places the organism in Eukaryota, Ciliophora, Spirotrichea, Euplotida, Euplotidae.
AUGAGAAAGGGGUGGACUAAACCUUAUGAGGAGAGGAAGAAUGAGGAGGGAGAGGGGAAGGAAAGGAUGCAGAGGAGGCCAAAGUUUUAUUUAUUGACGGGGAAUAAGAGUAGCCGAGAACUUCAGGAAAAGUUUAUGAAUAAGGACCUUGAAUGAUUUCUUGAUUUAAAACCUAAGCAUUGUGGAGAAAGACCCAAAUUAUCGAUCCCCACAAAGCCCUUAAAUAAGAAUCCUUCAAUUCAUGUAACUUUACUAAAAUAAAUCUCGACGCUGAACUUCUACUGCUAAUGCACCCGCAGAAAAUUCUCAAACUAAAACCCACAACUCAGUUGAAAAAAUUCAUCACUCAAGUUCCAAACCCAGAUCUAGGUCCAAAAACACUUCCAUUUUACUCAAAAUGCCUUAUAAACAUCUUCAGAACCCUUCUAAACCUACUUUCACCCUCCAUAAAAUCCCAACCAAUCCAACCAUCAAAAUCAACCCCUCUUCAAACCCAUCCAACCCCCCAAAACCCCACUCCAAAAGUACCCUCAGUACCCUCCAAAUCCCACAUUUAAAGCCCUACUCCUCCCAAAACCCCAUUUAAACCCCACAAAAAGACCCUUUCAAACCCCUCAAUCCCAAAUCCCUCCCAAACAACCCACCAAUCUACCCUACCCACACAAAAAAGAACAAAUAAGCAAGCAUUGGGCAAGAGAAGUGUACUUAUUAAGUUUGAGAAUGCUGGGAUCAGACACAGAAUUAUACAUGUCGAUGGUAUGAAAACUAGUAAAACAAUUCCGAGCAUUCAGAAGAAUCGAUCUGCUUGUCCAAAGAAAUCGAGGGAGAGUAAAAGUUCAAGUGGAAGAUAUUUUAAAUUAAAAACAAAGAAAUUAAUAGAGCUGUUCAAAAAGGUGAACUUGAAGAAGCGAUCUCAUCAAAGGAAUACGACACUUAAGGCAUUUAGCUCUCAUAAUCCUUACAAGAGCUUUACAAUUAAUGACCAUAUUAUGCCUGACCUAUCAAUGAACUCUUCAACCAAAACCCGCCACCAUAUCCCUAUUAAGGUAAAGACAAGGAGACCGGAAGUGGGCUCUAAGAAGAGGGAUAGACUAGAAGUAACUGUCAGGACAAUAGAGUCUGAAAAGUAUGACCAUGGAGAGAAUGAGGCUUGGAAGGAUAGGUAUAUGCCUAUUCAGACGAAAGUAUUUACACUUGAGUAAGGAUAAGGUUCAAUUUUG